AUGACUGUCUUUCCUUGCCCGAGAGGGAGUGACAACUCCUUCGGCCCCGUCGUGAACGUUCAUUGUCGAGAAUUUGAUUUCACCUUGCUCUUUGAGGAUGUGGUGCUGGUUUCUCUCCCCUCGUUUGUCUUCCUAGCAAUUCACCUCACCCGUAUCGCCUGUCUCCUCCCGAAGCCAGUCAAGGUUGCCAACCAACGGCAAACGAUCACUUUGAUGACCCUGCAUGCUGUACUCUUGGGGAGUCAGUUAACGUUGCUCGGCAUCCGACACAAUACCCCGACGCUGCAGACGCAGGUAUGGCUCGCUGCGCAAAUCCUGCAGACAGUCGACACUUGUGCGGCGAUUUCAACUACAUAUUUUGAGCGCGCUCACUCUUUGCGGCCCCCUAUCUGGCCCAGUCUCUACUUGUUUGUGGCGGUGCUGUUGGACAGUGUCCGCGCCCGGACGUUCUGGCUUGCUUCGAACACCGUCCUUGCGCCCAUUAUCCUGAGUGUGGCGUUGGGCCUGCGCGUUUUGCUUUUGAUACUUGAGUCCACACUACCGACACGCCCACAACCAUCGCAGCCCCAAGAUACGACAAAGGAGGAAAGCAGCACUUUGUGGGAGCUGUGCUUACUGACAUGGGUGCUCCCAAUUCUGAGACAAGGCUUCUUCUCGCCGUUGACUUUGGAGCAGCUUCCGCCCCUCGGGCACAGCCUCGCGGCCGAAAGGCUGAUGAGGAGGCUGCGGGGACGAUGGAAUCAGGUGUACCAAACACGUGGAAACCAGCUCUUCUUCACGGUAUUCCGGACGUUUAAAACAGAAUUCCUGCAUGGAGUCAUUCCUCGAUUGUGUUUCUCGGCGUUCACCCUGAUGCAACCCCUUCUGGUCAACGCCAUGAUCAAAUUUGUGGGGUCAUCCGAUAGCCAGACGACGCGGAACAAGGGGUAUGGUUUGAUCGGAGCAUCGGCGAUUGUGUAUCUUGGGCUUGCAACGUCCAAGGCACUCUACAACAGACAGGCGUAUCGCUUCGUGAUUGGCGUCCGGGGGGCUGUACUUGCCACAGUCUACAGCCGAACCCUUGAGCUCGGGGCUGCAGAUCAAGGAGGUACAUCUGCACUCACCUUGCUGGGGACGGACGUGGAGCGGAUCGCGACGGGCCUCCGGGACGUGCACGAGACAUGGGCCUCGCCGAUCGACAUAGGGCUAGCUGUUUGGUUGCUUGGAAGACAGCUGGCCAUAUCCUGCAUCGUCCCCGUUGUGCUAUCUCUCCUGUGUAUACUUGUUAUUGCAAAAGUAUGCAAGCUGAAGAACCGGGCUCAGCGCGAGUGGAUUGAGAGAGUGGAACGCCGGAUUGAUGUCACUCGACAAAUGCUCAACGAUAUCAAAUCCAUCAAACUACUCGGUCUCGGGGCGCAGAUCGAGUCUAUCAUCGCCCGUUGCCGAUCAAUCGAGAUUGCGGCCUCCCAUAAAUUUCGGUCCUUAUUGUGCUGGGAGGUUUUUAUUGCCAAUUUUUCGUGGCUGGUGUCUCCGGCUGCCUCCUUUGCUUUAUUCACCUUACUCUCGACCGCGAACAAAAGCAGCUCACUGGACCCCGCGCAGGCGUUCACCGCACUCUCUCUCAUGAGCCUGAUUACACUACCAGUUCUCACGUUGAUCCAGGCACUACCCGCUCUGUUCCAAUGUCUGGGCUCCUUCGCCAGGUUGCAGGAAUAUUUCGCCCACCAAGACGCACAGCCUCUUCACCUGGACUCAAAACCAGUGUCGUCAAGUACAUCACUGCUCGGCCGCUGGGGCUCCGAGGUUCCAUCUACAGGCACAGAGAAGGGCCCUCUGAUCGCCUUGCGGAAUGCCACGGUGAGGUGGAGCGCCUCUGUACCGGCGGUACUUCACGAGAUCGAUCUCGAUGCGCACCAGGGAGAUAUACUAGCCAUCAUGGGCCCAGUGAGCGCUGGCAAGACCACGCUUCUGGAAAGCAUUUUGGGCGAAACCGUCGUUGACCACGGGUACAUCCAUACGCUCCCUGUGCCCACAGCUUACUGUAGCCAGGUACCCUGGCUGGUUGAGGGGACCGUCCGUGACAAUAUCGUUGGUCCGCUGGGCAUGCAGCCCGCGUGGUACCACCAGGUACUCUGGAUGUGCGGGGUGAGCGAGGAUCUACAAGCCUUGCCGGAGGGGGAUUUGACCCGUGUUGGCGGGCAGGGGAAUGCCCUCAGUGGAGGCCAGAAGCAACGAGUCGCUCUUGCUCGUGCGGUCUACUCGAAAUGUGAGAUUAUUAUUCUGGAUGAUGUCUUCAGUGGCCUCGAUUCCGUCACGAUCGACAGAAUCUGCGAGCGCCUGCUGAGCCCGGACAGAGGGUACUUUCGUCGCCAGCGCACUACGGUGCUACUAUCGACGCAUAAUUCCAAGGUUGCCGCACUCGCGGACGAAAUAUUUGUCCUUGAAGAUGGUAGAGUGGCGCAGCAUAUCUUGUCUUCACCUUCAACACAGUCACCACAAGCUCAAUCCCACUCGACGGAGGCCGAUGAAGACGCUGCCAAAAAAUGGCCGAUAGCAUCCGAACGUUGCGUGGAACCCCAAGAGGACGAAUUGCCGUCCGACGACAACAGUCGCUCUCAGGGAUCGACACAGUCUUCCCAUGUUGACGAUGGGGCUGGCUAUUUUUACUACCUCAAAUCCAGUGGUCUAACUCUUGCAUCAGUCUACGUCAUUCUCAUUCUCAUAGCUGCGUUCUGUCAGGACUUUCCCAAUCUAUGGUUGAAGUGGUGGUCGAAUGCAGAUUCGCAAGGCUCAAGCCAACUUUCAGGGAUGUAUCUGGGCGUUUUUAUUGCCUUCGCAGUUGGUACUGUUGUGGACCUGGAGCUUGUGGAUAUGACACUACCACUGGCAGCUGUCAACGCAACCAAGGCCAUCGGGUCCUGUCUCCUAAAAUUAGCCAUCCUCUUUGUGGUAGCCAAGUACAUGUCCCUGGCGGCCCCGCCCCUAUUGGUAGUCUGCUUCCUCCUGCAGAAAUGCUACCUGCGCACCUCGCGACAGAUCCGCCUGCUCAGCAUCGAGGCCAAGGCCCCUCUGUUCCAGCACCUCUCCGAAGCCCUCGGCGGUGGCGCGAGCAUCAGGGCGUUUCAAUGGCAGACAUACCUCGAGGAAGCCAAUCUUUCGAUGGUGGACACGUCGCAGAAAUGCACAUACACGUUGUUCAUGAUCCAGCAAUGGCUGACCCUCGCCAUGGACCUAAUUGCCAGCGGUCACAUUGUUCUCUUAACGUUGCUGACGGUCCUAAUACCAGACUCCUUCGACCCGGGCUCAUCGGGUACCGCCGUCGUGACCCUCAUGAGCUUCACGCAGUCUUUAGGCCGGCUUCUGAAAUUCUGGUCCAUGACCGAGUCCUGUCUCGGGGCUGUCUCACGGAUCCAGUCUUUCACGGCUCAAACAUCCUCCGAAUCUCGCGGCAAGAUCGCCCUCCCACAACAGACAAACUGGCCCAGCCGUGGCGCCAUCGAGCUGCAGAAUGUGGGAGCUGCAUAUAAAUCCAAACCGGUCCUCAACGACGUAAGCAUGCGCAUUGAACCCGGCCAGAAGAUCGCGCUGUGCGGCCGUUCUGGCAGCGGCAAAUCCUCCUUAUUGCUGUGUUUGACCGGACUCCUGCGACCCCACUGCGAGACUGGCACCAUUCACAUCGACGGCCUCGACAUCACCUCCGUACCGCCGCAGGACAUCUGCGCCCGCUUGAGCGUCGUCCCCCAAGAACCGUGCUACCUCCCAGGCACCAUCCGCUUCAACAUCGAUCCAGCCCACACCCUCUCCGAGCCGGCUCUAGCCCGCAUACUCGACACAACACAUCUCACCGACCUCGUCGCACGACGAGGCGGCCUGGACGCCACUCUCGAUCCGACGCACUGGUCCGCGGGUCAGGGGCAACUGCUGGCGCUGGCGCGCGCGAUUGCCCGGCAAAGCAGGGUGCUGAUCCUCGACGAGGCGAUGAGUCGGGUUGAUCAAGCGACACAAGCUCUGAUGGAUAGAGUGGUCGCGGAGCAGUUUGCGUAUUGCACGGUUCUGUCAAUCGUCCACCGGUAUGACAAUAUCGCGUGGUUUGACAAGGUGGCGGUGAUGGAAGAGGGGCGACUCGUCGAGUUUGAUCGGCCAGACGCUCUGCUGGCGCGGCAGGAGUCGCGGUUUCGGAUGUUGUAUGUCUCUAGUGGGUGUUUGUGA
Aspergillus brunneoviolaceus CBS 621.78 is the source of this 4188-nucleotide messenger RNA. RefSeq names its product P-loop containing nucleoside triphosphate hydrolase protein. Gene Ontology annotation, biological process: transmembrane transport. The record is from RefSeq and is a predicted model, not a curated record. Gene Ontology annotation, cellular component: membrane. Lineage: Eukaryota; Fungi; Ascomycota; Eurotiomycetes; Eurotiales; Aspergillaceae. The transcript has 13 exons. Gene Ontology annotation, molecular function: ATP binding; ATP hydrolysis activity; ABC-type transporter activity. Bases 1 to 4188 code for a protein of 1395 amino acids.